AUGAGUGUUGGGUGGAAUCUUUGGUUCAGCAGGAUUAACUGGGUGCCAACCCAUGUUGAAGCGGUCAUCCAAGCGCAUACCAUUGGCUUCUCUCUCUGCCGCAGUCACGAUUGCUCGGUUAUUCGGGCAGGCUAUGAAGUGGAAGGGAAAAUAAGCCCUCAUUGUCGCUAUCAAUUCUGGGGUAUAUCGACGCCAGCGCGGGUCUCCGAGCCACCGGUCCUCCUUGCUCGUGUGAGGAGGUUGGAAUGCCCCAGACCCAGGCCUGAUACCAAGGUCCGGCUCCGUGGCGUUUACAUGAAAUCGGCAUAUCCAUUCAAGACCCUGUAUGUUGGAUGGGUCCCGAAACUCUCGGUCUACAUGGGUCAGGUGUGA
Molecule: messenger RNA, 372 nt
Organism: Aspergillus niger
Lineage: Eukaryota; Fungi; Ascomycota; Eurotiomycetes; Eurotiales; Aspergillaceae
Exons: 3
Coding region: 1-372 (123 amino acids)
Source: RefSeq, a predicted model, not a curated record